This is a messenger RNA of Setaria italica (foxtail millet), 2984 nucleotides long. RefSeq names its product homeobox-leucine zipper protein HDG4. Bases 37 to 429 code for a protein of 130 amino acids. The transcript is spliced from 3 exons. Gene Ontology annotation, molecular function: DNA binding. The record is from RefSeq and is a predicted model, not a curated record. Lineage: Eukaryota; Viridiplantae; Streptophyta; Magnoliopsida; Poales; Poaceae.
GCAGAGGCCGAUACGUUUGUAAGAAGAACAUCAACCAUGGCUGAUAACUCAGGAAUCCCAUCAAAGCAAAUGAAGAUUUGGAUUGCGAACAGGCGAGCUCAGAUUAAGAAGCAGACCAUCAGGGAAGAGAAUGCAAGGCUGAGGAUUGAGAAUGAAAUGCUGAGGGAAGAGAACCGCGAAAUGAGUCUGAUGCAAAGAAAGAAAGUAUGCGGUCUUUGUGUAUUAAAGGCUGAGAAUGCUCGUCUUAGAGCUGAGUUUGAACGCCUACAAGCCAUUGCUGCAAUGCGGCAGAACAUAGCAAAUCCUAAAGAAGAGCUUGGGUCUUCCUCGUCAGCAUUCCAGACUCCAGCACCUAGUAGUGCAACUGGGUCUCAGCCAGAUCCAGGACCAGGAGCAUAUGUGCCCAAAGAUGAACCGCCAUCCAUGUAGGCCAUGGUCAUAGCGGCUUAAUGUUCUCCUCUGGAGCCCCUUCAGUAUUUCCACCAUCUUUGAAGCAUGGCAAUGCUAAACUGAACAAGAUUAGGAGGUACCAACGGGAGCACUAGAAGGGAUGAACAAGCCCCACUGAAGCUUUAAUAGGACAUUUCAUAUAGGAAAUGUUCUUAAAAGAAUAAUGAAAGCUUCAUUGAACUUCAGGAUAAGAUGCUAUAGCAUCUAGUUUGUAUGUCAUGGCAUGUCUGUGUAUGGACUUAAACACAGUUAUGUGUGUUGCUGCUCAAGGUUCAGUUCAUAUAUGCCUUAUAGUUAAGAUAUGUUUUCCUUGCAUUGAACUUAUCCUGUUCAUCUAAACAUGCUGUUUACUAUGUUCCAUUUAUCAAUAAAUGUUACUACUGCUAAGUUAUUGAAGUUAGUAUGACUUACGAAGUUCAGGUAAGGUUUUCAGGCUUUCAAAUACUUGCUUUGCUGCCAUGUGCCAUCGUUUCAAUUAUAGAACCAACCAAAUCGACCACUAUCUGGGCAUUUCUUGUUACAUGGGUCCCCUAAACAUCCAGAAUGAAUAGCUUGCCUGCUCCAGUGGGAUAUGAAAGCAGUACAGUGGCUGGCAAUCAUACUACAGCACCAAGCUGCUCUCGUGCACUUGAGGUUGGAGUGUUGGACUGAUGGACCCGACACACAUAGUGGCACAUACGAAUUUCAUGGUUAUUUUUUUCAUGGUCAGUGAUGCCACAUGGGACAAUAUAAAUUUAACUUUUAUACCUUACAUGUGCGAUUGUUUCAUAGGAUCACUUAGGACAAUAUAAAUUUUUUUCAUGGUCAGACAAGCAGGAAGUGAGAUGGUUAACACUUAGUGUAAGGCAUGUGUUCUUAGGAAGAUCGAGAUCCUUCCUUAAAAAGGUAUGCUAGCUAUUUGCUGAGCUACACUAUCUAUCUAUACAGCAGCUCUUCCUUCAGAUCUACAAAAACUUCAGUAGCAUUCAGAAUGCUCAGCUGUAACCAACUUAGUGCGUAGAAAGUGCUAGAUAUAUAUAAUACAGAUAAACAUUUAACUGGAUCUCAGGAUCGAGAACCAUCCAUGAGAAAGAAGCAAAUGAUCUAGAUAUGAUAUAUGUAACUCAGUUUGACUAGAGCGAACUAUCACUCAAGUAUUAAUGAGCUCGCUGUCAAUGAUUACCCCAACAAUAUUUUGAUUACUAUGUUAGUAAAUAUGUAACAGCUAAUGGUUACGCUUAACAUUAACUCCAUGAUGAUAUUUCUACUUUUGUUUGGUUAACUCAUUGACCUUGGUGGUAGAUACAUAUAUCAGAUAUUGUGCCUUCAAAAUCUUACAUCAGAGAAUAUUGGUGUUGCUAAUAAUAACAACCCUACAGGCCUAGAGUCAUCCCGCUUCUUGUGUCCCCGAGGAAUAAAGAUCAAAGGACCAAAAGCAGUUCCUCUGGUAUUUUUCUUGGCAGUGUAAAUAAAAACCUUGAGACAGAUAAAAACAACAUAACCGAUAUGCAGGGUCUGAUUUUUAAGUUUAUGAUUCCUCCUUACGGCAUCUAAAUGAAAUACAGUAUACAUAUAAAAAAACUCGACCCACGGGGGAGACUCCCCUUGGGCAUUGUUAUAAGAAGGUGCCGCGCUUCGAACCCAGGUCAGGAGGGAGUUCCCAUGACUCCUGGAGUUCAACACUCUAACUAGUCCACCGCGAGAAGCUGGGCAUCCAGUACACACAGAAGUUGAUGGCAUCAUCUAUCCAGAAGAUUUCCUUGCUCUUCCAUCCAAAUGAUAUGUACUAACUCACACCAUCUUCUCCAUUGCAGGUUAUCUUUUCGACUAUAUAUUGGCUCCGUACGUGGGCUAUUUUACAGAGGUUGGCUUCACAGGACUUGGUUGUUGCGGCAUCACUACGAUUGGCGCUGGUUGCCAAGGAGUUAUUUACCCAGGCGUAUGGGUGGCGGUCUAGUCUAGAGAUUGAUUGUCAUUAGUGUUUGGGAUAAGUUUUCCCUUUUUUUAGGCUAUGUGCAUCCCACUAUGCAGAGGUCGGAAGUGUUUUUCAGGACUUUGUAUCAACUUGAUGUAAUGCUCUUGAAAUUUAAUAAAGCUUCCUUAUUGAAAAAAAAAUUCACACCAUCUAGAACUGAGUUAGCUUUCAACUUCAAAGCACAAUGAGAUUCAGCAAGUUAUGAAUCUAAUUUAUCAGGGGAGAUGUUUUGAGUUCGAAUUUGUUAACCUCCAUAUCCAGAAUCCGGAUAAACAGUUACUGCAGGUUGAAAGCUAAAUAUACAGGAAUGGAAAAACAUCACUAAAAAUGUUUCAAUGAAUUCAACUGUCACACAAGAACCUUACUUUUCCUGUGUGGGAGCAAAACUAAAAUUGCUAUAUACAACAGUUGCCUGGAGUAUGUAAUCCAACAGUUUCCUGCAGUGAAUUCUAGCAAUACCUUUCACUAAUGGGCUACAGUCAUGUUUCAUUUGGAGACGCCAGAGCAGCGUCCUCAUUUGCAUGAAUAAAAGAUCGGAAACCAGAGGGGCUGAACAGCUGACCUGAGCCACUGCUGCUGG